UUACUAAAGAUUUGAUUUCAUCACAUUCAGAAUUAAAACGAAAUAAGUGAUGGCAUCAAAUGAAGCGAACAAGAACCAAGGGAUUGAUGGAAUUGAAGAUGCAAUGGGAGAGCUAAUGAGCUCUGAAAAUUACAUCAUUGUUGACAUUGGAGCUAACCUCACCAAUAAGAAGUUCACAAGGGACCUAGACUCUGUUGUGUCAAGAGCUCGAGAUGCAGGAGUUCACAAGAUCAUGGUAACGGGCAUUACAGUACAGAGCAGUAAGGAAGCACUACGCCUAACCCGCCUCUUCCCAGAGACAUUAUACUCAACUGCAGGAGUACACCCACAUGAAGCGAAAACUUGGGAUGACGAAACCGAAGAGGCUCUACGAGAAUUGGCUGCCAACCAAGAGGUGGUAGCCAUAGGUGAGUGCGGACUGGACUUCAAUCGAAACUUCUCUCCUCAAGAUGUCCAGCUUGAGGUCUUUGAAAAGCAGGUCUCCCUAGCAUGCGAGUUGAGAAAACCACUUUUCGUACACGAAAGAGACGCCCAUAAGGAGGUGCUGGAGGUGUUGGGGAAAUACAAAGCACGUCUUCCUCCUGUGGUGAUUCACUGCUUCACAGGGGAUGCCACACAAGCAGCUGCCUACCUCAAAGAAGGAUGUUACAUUGGUCUUACAGGCUAUGUAUGGAAAGACAAAUCUGAGGAUGGUGUAAGGAGAAUUUUAGAAGAUGGAGUAGUCCCACUAGACAGACUCCUUGUUGAAACUGAUUCGCCAUUCAUGUACCCCAAUACUCGUGCCUCCAAGCUACCUCCAUAUGUCAAAGAGGCACUCACGGAAAGAUCUUUGACGUUUCUUCACCGAUACUGCACCUUCCAACGCAACGAACCUUGCUCUCUGCCAGUAACUAUUGAGAUGAUUGCAGCUUACAUGAAGAAGAAAUCUGAGCAAGUAGCUCUCCAAACAACCUUCAAUGCUUUAAAGGUGUUUGGUUUGAGCACAUGAGAAACUGGCCUCUAAUAACUUUUUUUCUUUCAAAUUCAAAGAUCAAUAGUACUUGGUGUACUUUUGCUCUGUUACUUGAAACAGUUAUGUGAAAGAUAUACCAUGUUUUUCCUCCAAAAAGAAAAGAUUACAGGUAAAGUCUUAGCCCACUUGCUCUACAAUUGGGUUGCUUCCUUUUUCAUAUUUCUUUUGUUCUUUCUCUCUCUUCUCCUUCUUUUUUUCACCCACAACAAAGAAGACUUUUUCACCAAUGCAUUUUGGGGGUGUGGCUUCCAUGUGAUGUUUAUCGCUUAAUGUAGUUGCUAAUGAAAUCAAUUCAAGUCUUACCAAAGCACUUGUUGAUUUGCAAUCUGUGACAUAAAAGCUUUUUCUAUUUCCAUAUUGUCAAGGGCUCUAUCAGAGCAAUAGACCAUAUAGAGUGUCACAUUCAUGCAGCUCAUUUCUUUAUGUAUAUGAUUUUUUUCUUAUUAUAGAAUCAAAGAUUUUGUACCUUCUGGCAAGGUCUGCCUGCUUGUAGCAAUUUGAGUAUAUCCCAAGAUUAUCACUUGGUUCCACAAUUCUGCAUGGUGGAUAACAGAGAGGUAAUUGUGUGACAACUAUCACAUGUUCUAGUUAAUUAUUAAGUUGCAUCACAAUAUUACCAUUAGAUGAUUGGUCUUAUCCUUUUGUGCUGCCAGUUCGAGAAUAUAACAUAGUGCUGGUAUUAUUAUGGACUUUGACUGCAGCUUAUACAUCAGUCUGUGCUAGUAAUACUUUUCAUUAUUGAGGGUAAAGUAAUCAAACCCCCCACCGUCUCAGACACCAUUUCUGUGGAUGUGGAUGGGUCUUUGUCAUGCUAGAGCAGUAGAAGAGAAUAAAGUGUUUGCAGCUCUAGGUGGUAUGAAAAUCACUUGCAACAAGUGUAUGGUUAGAAUGUGUUUUUUGUGUGCUAUGGUAGUCAGAACCCAAGCUGCAAGAUGACAAAAAUAAAAAUGAAUAAAUGAAAAUUUUAAUCCAUUCACAAUAACAGUAUAAUGUAUCCAAAUUGAUUUUUUUAAAGAUAAAAAAUCCUCAAAAGUUUUUAAUUGAUUUAUAUAAUUUAUUUUUUGAAAUAUCAGUCUUGUAUUAGAUAUGCUUUACUUUGUAAUCUAAAAGGAAUUUAAGAUUGUGAUAAGUGAUGGUGCUUCUUAUGUGAUGUUACUGUUGGUAUCAUAGUUUGAUAAUGACAAAUGUAAAAGUGCCUAAACCAAAAUUAUAUUUCUCAGUAUUAGUGUUUUUUUAUAUCAUGCAUUCAAUGUAUGUGUAUAUAUGUUUGGGGUCAGUAGGCUUAUUUAUUUGAUGAGAUUAUGUAGCAAAAAUUCUUUAUUUUUUAUAUUUCUGUUUGUUUAGACUGUUUGUUUAUAUAUAUAUUUUUAGUUUCUUUGAAAAGUAUGAUAUGAUUAGUAACUUUAUUUUAUUUUUUAUUGUUAAUAACAUUAUUUUUUUCUUCUUUUUUUAGGUCAGAUUCUUAUUACUCCUUUUUUAAACAUAUUAUUUGUUUAUUUUUGGACUGUUUUUUCUUGUUUAUUUUUUAUCAGUUUAUUUUGAUUUAUGGCAUAUAUAUUUUUUCUUAUUCAUUUAAUUAUUUGUUUAUUUUUAUUGAAUAAUUUAUUUCUUUUAGCAAAAAUACCAUUCUUUGGAAUACCAAACUCUAGUCUAUGUUUACCUUAUUUUCUUCAUGACAAAUCCAUUUCUCAUAAUAAGACUAUAUCGGUGUUCCUUCUCUUCUUUUUCUGUCUUUUACUUUAUUUUACCCAUAGUUUUUAUUAAUUUCUCUGGAUCAUGUUUUUUCACCAAUGCCUUAUAUUGGGUCAGUUAAUUUGCUGUCUCUUGAACAUCUAAACAUAUUGAUAUAAUAUUUUUUUGUGUAUAUACCUCAAUUCAAAUUAUACUUGGCUGCUUUCCCCUUUUUUAUAUAUAUAUUUUAUGUGCUUGAGUUUAAAGGACAGUAUCCCUUGUUUUUUUCUAUUCUUUUAAAUUUAAGAUAGACUUAAAGUCAUGUUCUUUAAGUUUAUGAUUUCUUUUAAUAAAAUAGGUGAUGAAAUAUAAACUAUUUCAAUUCUGAUGAUUUUAUAAGUUAUAAACAACCUGUUUCAUAGGAAUUGCUUUGACUCUUUUUGAUCUGAGUGAGGGAAUAAAGAGUUUGCAGUUUGA
Messenger RNA from Penaeus vannamei (Pacific white shrimp), 3160 nucleotides. The record is from RefSeq and is a predicted model, not a curated record. NCBI's taxonomy places the organism in Eukaryota, Metazoa, Arthropoda, Malacostraca, Decapoda, Penaeidae.